Molecule: messenger RNA, 9548 nt
Organism: Bombus pyrosoma
Lineage: Eukaryota; Metazoa; Arthropoda; Insecta; Hymenoptera; Apidae
Product: probable cationic amino acid transporter
Exons: 16
Coding region: 1310-3721 (803 amino acids)
Biological process (GO): amino acid transport; transmembrane transport
Cellular component (GO): plasma membrane
Molecular function (GO): amino acid transmembrane transporter activity
Source: RefSeq, a predicted model, not a curated record
UUGCAGAUGGGAGAUCUCCCCUUUCGGUCACGCAACGAUGUUCUUCAUAGAAGGGAGAUCUCCCCAUUCAGUUGACUAAGAUCGAUUAUAUAAAUAUCGAGAAUUGUACGAAUAUAAAAAUGACGAUACCAUAUAUUUAUCCUGUGUUUAUUCGUUUUCGUUACUUUCUGCGUAUUCUGAAAGCCAUUAGACAUCAAAGUUAUAUAUUUUCAACCGCCAUAUUCAUAAAUUAUGUCGAUCCUUGACAGACUUCGCUCCUCUUCCGUGUUCCUGUAUUACCAGUAAAUCCACAACAAACAAUGUAACUGGCUACACUCUGAAAACGAUAUAUUCAUGAGCAAACCGAUACCAUGAAAAGGUCUAAACCAUCAUUACUAUAGCUACCACCACCACCACCACCACUCUGUUGGGGGUGUAUCGUCAGGGGGUUGCACGCAGGUGGGGAUUCGCGAUAGUGGGGUCGGUUGUCUAGGGGUGGGAUAGAGGCUCGACCAAGGCGGACAGAGACGGAGGCAAGCUGAGAGAGAGCGUAGCCCCACGGAGUACCGCCACCCGUGUGUGUCGCACUAAAAUGUGACUCUGGCCAGCAGCAUCGGGAGCCGUGUGUGAGCGCGAGCGCGAGAGCGAGAGAGAGUCGUGUGUGCCGGAAUUUUCGUUAGUUUAGAAAGCGGCAGCUACGUUUUUCUCACUUAAACAGCCGACCAGCGAGCUGACACCAAAUAACACCAACCAAGCAAGAACAAAAAGUUGAGGAAGAACAGAAAAAGGGGGCAAAGACAAGAACAGAAAAAAGGCCCAAUAAGGAAGGGAGGAAAUCCGGCUGGACGACCGUCGUUGGUGAACCAAACAUAUCAUAAAAUAUCAUUUUGUCGUAGCUGCGGAUCACUUAGCUGAUCUGAACUAGCUAGAAUAGACGAAGCUGGACUGAAUGGUGAAGAAGAAGAAGAGCCAGCGUACCUAGUGCAAGGAUAGGAGAGACUGAUGGGUCAUAUCGUGCGAGUCUGAUCAAAUCUAGACCGAUAGGCUUAUAGAUAGAUAGAUAGAUAGGUAUAUAUGUGCAUUUAGAAACGGGGAGAGUGUAGCUGGUUUCGUCCUCCGUUGUAUCAUCGUUAUCCUCGUUUGUUCGCGUUCCCCCGCUACGUGUGGCAGCACAACUGGCGUGUUACACGUCCAGGAUCACUCAGCUAGUUCCGAUGACCGUUUUGGAUUAGUGUACCAAUUCGUACCACUCCACCGUGAACUGUGAUUCCUUGUGGCGUGGACGCAGAGGAGGGUGACCGCGACGACGGGGUAGACGAGACGAGGAAAAAUGAAGCUCGAAUUGAUGAACCGAGAAAAGGGCCUGGAGCUCUUCGGGAAAUUUAUACGAACGAAGAAUGUAGACAGUCUUCAGGGUGACCAGAGGAAAACUGGGCCGGAGCCACUGCAUCCGACCGAUUCCAAGCAGAAAUUACAGAAGUGCCUGACGACUCUGGACCUGACGUCCUUGGGGGUUGGCUCCUGCGUCGGGACAGGGAUGUACCUAGUCGCGGGGAUGGUGGCGCGCAGCGUCGCCGGGCCAGGCGUCGUCAUCUCCUUCAUAAUAGCGGCCAUUGCUUCCAUCUUUUCCGGAGCAUGUUACGCCGAGUUUGGAGUACGAGUGCCUCACACAACUGGCAGCGCUUACAUGUACAGUUACGUGACCGUAGGCGAAUUAAUAGCAUUCAUUAUUGGAUGGAACAUGAUACUGGAGUACCUUAUAGGUACGAGCGCGUGUGCCUGCGCUCUUAGCGCCUGCCUGGAUGCCCUUACGAAUGGAGCCGUUUCCGGAGCGAUAGCCAACAGCGUGGGAACCAUUUUCGGUCGACCGCCCGAUUUCCUCGCGUUCGUCAUCACCCUACUGAUGAUGCUACUAAUGGCCGCAGGCGUGAAGAAAUCAUUGGUGUUCAAUAACGUGUUAAACGCCAUCAAUCUCGCCGUUUGGGUGUUCAUUAUGACGGCGGGGAUGUACUACGUGGAUACCGAUAAUUGGAACGAGCACGACGGCUUCUUUCCGUAUGACUGGAGUGGUGUGUUCACCGGUGCAGCGACGUGUUUUUACGCGUUCAUCGGCUUCGAUAUUAUAGCGACCACCGGCGAAGAGGCGACAAACCCGAAGAGGAGCAUCCCCCUCGCUAUAGUCGCCUCGUUAAUCAUAAUACUCACCGCUUAUGUCACCACCAGCAUGAUGCUGACGCUGAUUGUGCCAUACGAUGAGGUAGAUCAAGAUUCAGCGUUGGUGGAGAUGUUUGGUCAAGUUGGGGCAUACAAGUGCAAAUAUAUCGUGGCAGUUGGUGCGUUGGCUGGAUUGACAGUCUCCAUGUUUGGUAGCAUGUUUCCCAUGCCUAGGAUAGUCUAUGCUAUGGCCCAGGAUGGCCUUAUAUUCAGGACUCUGAGCCAAGUGUGGCCAGCAACAGGUACUCCAGUCAUAGCAACACUGACUUCCGGUGUGUGUGCAGCCUUGGCUGCGCUGUUUAUUCAAUUAGAGGUGUUGGUAGAGAUGAUGUCUAUCGGUACUCUACUAGCGUACACUUUGGUGUCUACCUGUGUACUGAUUCUCCGUUAUCAACCUCACUCAACGAAUCUUGUAGAGUUGCUACCACAGAGUUUAAGAACACCUUGCCGAUCACCAACUAAAGAAAAUCAGGGAAAUGGUCAAGUGACUUAUGGAAAGGAGCUGAGACCCGAUCAGCUAACUACUGCACUGAAUUCUGUCCAGGCUACACAAUCAGAUCUUGCUGCAGCAAACAGUGGUCAACGUAUCAUGGUAAGAAGAGUGAGGAGAUGCAAUAGUUCGUCGCCAGACUCGGACGACACUUAUGGUGCAGAGGAGGAUGAAGUUGGUUUGGGUAAAGACGAUCAAUAUUUAGUCAGUGAUAGAACUGAGAAUAAAUUCUACGGUAGUGUGCAUGCAGCUGCAGCUGCCUCCGGUUGUGGCAGUGCGCAUCAGUAUCCAGGAAAUACGCCAAUAAUUGGACCACCUUUGAAUUACCUCCAACGUCGGUUGCAGGCAGCACAAUAUCUCUGUCCUGCCAUCUUCCCCUGGGUUGACAGAGGCCCAGCGACGGAGGCGUCUGGUCGCUACGUCAUGAAAUUAGUCGGCGUACUCUUUUUGCUGAUCCUCAUCUUCGAUUUGAUUGUAGUUUGCGGCAUGGGAAAUAUGGGAACGUUCACAACGAUAAUGAUGUUCGUGUUCCUCUUUGCCAUAAUUGGAGUGUUGCUUGCCAUAAGUAGAAAGUCACAAAACAGAAGUAGCGUAAUGUUUAUGACACCGGGACUCCCAUUCGUACCGGCGAUUGCUAUCACUGUGAACAUAUACCUCAUCUUCAAGCUGAGCAUCUUGACACUCGUCAGAUUCACUGUCUGGAUGAUUCUCGGUUUCAUCAUGUACUUCUACUACGGUAUCAAGCACAGCAGCCUGGAGGAAGGAAAUACUUCGGAGAAUCUAGAGGAAAACGUGUCAGCCGGGAACAUCGAAUUGACAGUAACAGAUACACAAAAGCAACAACCGCAACAACAACAAACGCAUCCGUCGUACACGACGACUGAUCGCAGCAUCUAUGAGGGCCAGCAACUGGAUGCAUUUGGGCAGCCUGUGUUCGGCAGCACGAACUUCGGUGGGACACCAAGUCAGAGGCCAGAAACUGCUGGCCAAUCAUCGCUGUUCAUCGACCACGAAAGCUUCCCCACCUGGGACGAUUGAGCGGCUACCAGCGCCGAUAUAAAUAUAUAUAUUUGAUGAUAUCAAGAUAAAUUAUUAUACGAGCCUGACCGGCGUCGAGCGUUCAUCGGCGUAAAAAAACGACCCUUUCGGAGCUCGCGGUGUAUAAUGGCCUUUGAGAGGUUAUGAGGCGAGGGGCUAUGGAGUUGGUACUCGCGAGGCUAUUCAUUUAUAAUUUUUAGUUAGCUAACACACAAGUUAAAUAUUUGGUAAGUGACAUUAUGUUUAAAAAUAUUUCAUUGGUUUUGAGGUUAAGAUGGUUCACAGGAGGAAGUUGGGUAAUUGUUUUUCAAGAAGGUUCUUUUAAGUUCAUGUUAUGAUUAAUGGAGGACUGUUUGAGAUUAUGAUAGUUGACAGGAAUAGAUCGGAUAGUUGCUUUUCAAGGAGAUAUUCUAACGUUAGGUUAUGUUAUAAUUAUUGGAGAAUUGUUUGAGAUUAGAAUGAUUGACAUAAAUAAGUUGGAUAGCUGCUUCUGAAAGGUCUUUUAAAGUUAGAUUAUGUUAUACUUAAUGGUGAACUGAUGCAUUUUACUAUUGUAAAAUUAGAGUUUCAUUGAUUGUAAGGUUACAGUGGUAAACAGAUAAAUUAGAUAAUUAGUUUUCAAAGAGAUUUCUUUAAUAUUAUAGUUUAUAUUAUGAUUAAUGCAGAAUAUGCAUUAAUGUUUGAUCUCGAAUUGCUUUAAAACAAUUUUGUUUUUUUAAAAUUAGGGUGCCCAACACAAAUAAGUUGGAAAGUUAUUAUUUAAGAUUUUUUUUUAAAGAAAGGAUAUAGAAACGCAGAAUCUUUCUCGAUAAGCGCUCGACGAUUGUGCAGGAGGUGCUGCUUCGAAAUUCUGAGCUUCCCUUACUAAUUUCACUUCUCCACACUGAGAAACGUCAAUUUCCAAAUCCAUCCUAAUCGAUCGUCGAGCAUAAUCCACCUUUUGAUGAUCAUUCAAAAGAACCCCCUGAAUCGAAAAAAGAUAAAGACAGAAACAAAAAUAGCGGAACCGCGAGUCUCCGAUGGGCGAACUUGUUGACUACUGUUUGGGACGAAUGUAGCAAAUAAUUUUCGCGGCAAUAUUUAUUAUUCUAGUUGUAUAAAAGUGAGAGAGAGCGCGAGAGAAUGGGAGAGUCUGAGAGUGCGAGAGAAUGAGAGGCAGAGCUGUCAGAGGCGGAAUCAUGAAGAAGAAGAAGAAAAAAAAUAGAAGUUAAGGGGAGAGACCAUGGCUAAACUUUAUUUUGGAGCAUUCCGAAUUUUUUACCUUUUUAAUAAUAUGUGGUAGUUUUCGACGAAUAAAAUCUGAAAAUACCGUAUUUAAAACGCAGAGAUUAUUAUCUUUAAUGUUGUCUAUAUAUAAAGUUUAUGAAUAUUGGACAGUUUACUUGGAUACACAUGUUUUAUGACUCAUUCAGGUUGAGAGCUCGAUUAACUGAAUAAAUUGAUCUUUGUUUGAGUUAGGUGUAAGUUAGAUUUAAUUAGUAUUAUUAAGAAACGUGUUGUUCUUAGAUAGAUACCAGCAAACUGAAGACCCGCAAAAGACGGGAUGCGUUAUAGAAGCCAAUAUGAUAAAGACAACCUUACUGAUCAAAGUCUAAACAUCGUCCAAACAAACUGCGCAAUGUGUUUGAACUUUAUAUACACAUAAUAUCUAAAAUGAUGAUCCCUAUCCAUAAAAGCCAUAGUUCUGCAUUUUACUCCUCAAAAACUCUCAUACGUUAUAAAAAUAAGUAUAAAUUUGGUAUGCCCCAAAAAGAAGUUCAACCGCAACCAUUACCAUUCUUAGAUGUAAAGCGACACUUGUGUUUUCCAAGAGAGCAUUUUAACUGCUGAAAGAUGCGUGUAGACGUGCAGCUAAUUGAUGAAGAGAGAAAAAUUAAAGAACAAGGCGAUCGUAACAAAGAAACUUUGUUCCUGAGAGUUGAAGAAAACACGAGAGUAGAAGAUGAAGAUGGAAAGAAACAAAAUGGCAGAAAAAGUAAGAAACUGGAAGAAAGAAAGAAACUGGAUCUUGCCUAAAUCUAGUCUUUCCCAAUCUUGAAGAAAGCUUAGAAUUAUAUGAUUAUAAUCUUACAAGAGGAAUUUUAAUCUUAUCUUGUACAUUAAACUGGAAUUGCGACGUGAAGUCGCGUUUCCAUUGGACAUAUUCGAUUAAAGAUUGUUAGCCCCCUGCUAGACACCAUAAAUGGGGUUCUAUGGGAGUUGCAGAGGGCUGGUAUGAAUCAACAAACAGACAAAUUAAAUAAAUAAAUAGAUAGAAAGAGACAGAAAGAGAGAGAAAGAGAGCAAUAUGUAGAUUUGAAAUUAUUGAUAUUUUGAAAUUGAUAAAAAUUCUCAGCUCUGGGGUGCCCUACUGUGGAGCACCAUAGGAAAAUGGUAUCUGUUAUUUGAUUAUAAAUGUUCUUCAGUAGAGAACAUCCAGUUCUAAUAAUGACAAGUUCCUACAACGACUGUUGACCACUCAAUUGUUAUUAUUUAUAAAUGGUUUUAUGUAUCUUACGUUCUAGAGUAGAGUUGUGAUUGUUACUAGUGGAUAUAUUACCGACAAUCUUAGGUUUGCUUGUUUUUAAAAUUAACAAAGAAGAGAAUACUCUUGGAAUAUCAUAAACGUCCAUUUGAUGAUCGUAUUUGUCACUUUGCUUUGGGAAACAAAGAAAAGAAAUUGUAAUGAGGAGAAAAUUGUGAGAACAAAGGAAGCUGGUAGAAUCGUAUGAAAUAUAAGGAUGAGGCUAAGGAAGAUACUAACUAAAUACAGAAAAUAUAAGAAAAUUGGAUAAAGUGAGAAAAGUUGAUAAGUGGAAAAAUUGAGAAACUGAAUAGAAGAGUUAAAAAAUGGAAAAAUUGGGAAAAUGAGCAAGUGGAAAAGUGAUAAGGCAAAAGGAAAAGAAGAAAUUACAGCGGAAAGACAGCUACAGGGGGCAGCUUGGGAAAUUUACGUCUCUCCAUUUAUUCUAUUCUCGGAUCUCCAUAUCGGAUCUACAUAUCGAUCAGUGAUCUUUUCACAUAUCAGUCUGCACCUUUUGCAAGGGAAAAACCGUGAAAUUCUGGUAGUAGAACGAAUGAUCAAAGAAGAGAGCGCAAGAGUGGGAGUAAAUGUCGCGGAAGAAUGAAAGAUUGAUCUGAACAUUUAUCUUUAAGUAUUAAUGCGUCUGUUAAAAAAAUUUUUCUAAUAUAUAUAUAUAUUAUAUUAUAUUAUAUAUAUAUGUAUCAUAUAUAUAUAUAUAUGACGAGAUAUACUUUCUAUGCGUGACCAUCGAUCUAUAGGUUCGAUCGCGGAUCAAUCGAUCCAAGAACGAGGCUGCUGUAUUAGGAUUUUUUUAGUUUUCAGUUCCGACCCCUGUAACGUCGCUAUUAGAAGCUUAUCGGCGAUGAAGAAGAGUAACAAACAGUAUUUUCCAAAUAUAACUUUAACUACGAUAUCGAUUUUGUUAUGUUGACUAGGUUAGGUUAGAAAAGUUCUAGAAAAAUUUACUUGAAAACAAAGUACAACCAUAUCUCAAUUAAGAUAAUCGAAAAAGGAAGAUUGAUUAAGGAAGGCACGAGUCUUCAAUGUGGACUAGUAACAUAAUUAGGGGAAAAUGUCUUCUUCAUCCCCUAUAUGCUUCGAUCUAAGUUGAGCAGUGAUCGCUGUUCCGAAUAUCCGCUUAUUCAGCAUUGAUUAGCAAUCUUUGAACAUCCCCGACAGUUUUUGAACGGGUAUCAAUAACAUCGAAACACUUUUAAUCCCUGGAACAAUAUUUGAAAAGGGAAUUCCCCAAGAAAAAUUCCUUAGAAGGCAUAGCAAUCAAGUUACUGGACAUAUCGUUAACUUUGUUCGGUUAAAAAAGCUUUAAUAUACUCUAAAUAGCUGAUAACAUUUGAUUUAAAUCCAAGUCAGACUAUUUACAGGCUGGGUACAUUUUCAGUUUGAGUUGUUAACUGAAUACAUAUCACUAUGACUAACGUUGUAAUAAAAGAAUAUUAGAAAAGAAAAUGGUUAAUGAUUGUUGAUACUCGUUGAAGAAUGAAAGAUUGGAAACCAUAGCGUAAUUAUCGAUCCACAAAACAAAUUAGACCUUUGCGCUAGGGAAAAGCCAAGAGCUGAAGUUGUUUAAAGAUAAAUGGUUCCAUUUUAUGAAAGAACAGUGCCUGCACAUCCACUUAAAAAAUUCCUGGAUCGUCGAACAAGGCUUAGAAAUAACUCGGGGCCCAAAAAAUAGAGAACUUUUGAUCUUUCUUUUUUCUUGUGAAAUGUAAAAUUUCAAGAAUCUCUUUUACAAACCAAUGGAGAAGAAUAAUGACAACAAAAGCGGAAUCUCGACGCGGCACUUUGCUCUUUGCUUUUUUAGUUAGUCUUUCAAAUUCUUAGAUAGGAGGAAAUGGCCUACUGCGACGUACGGCUGCUCGAUGAACCUCUGACAUCUUCCUACCAACGCGAAUGAAAUCUCAGAAACUCCCUAGAAAGAAGAAACUCUUAUUUUUUGACAACAUACAUAAGAAGAGCAUAAAAUUACCAAAAAUUCUUAUCAAGUUGAUUGACAAUUUUUAAAAAGUUCUUUAGUUUUUAAAAAUUUUUAAAUUAAAGUUUUUAAACAUUUUAAAUGUUCUUGUAUGAUUGUAUAAGUAUUGCAAACAUAAAGCGAUGUGUUGUUCAAAUUUUUCUUCUACUCGUUCUCUCGUAAGGAAAACAGGCGAGAAAAAUGAUUUUCCGAGUAGAAUCGACUAACAUUAGGUUCACUCAGGCUCAUCAAGCACCAUGCUCGAACAAAGCGUACUUCAAAAUUGCGGUAAAUUACUCCGGAACACCGAGAAGAGAGCGGAAUGAUAUUAGAAAAAUAUAGUCACGUGUUCAGUGGCGCAGCUUACGAUGAAAAUUAUCUUCCAACGCGUUUGACGAGCGAGAGGAAUCGUGUGCGUCCAUUUAAAUAAACAUUCGCUUCUUUUUCUCGUUUGCUGCAAAUAAGGAAGUGACGCCAGUACGGGGAAGAAACUAGUUUUCUUCGUUUCCCGUUCGGUUUCUACCUCCACAGAGUAACCGCAGAGUUCCCAUCCAGAUCCCUUUCUCUUCGUUCUCUACAUAUAUGGACAAAUUUUUGAAAUUUCGUUCGAAAACGAGGGUAUCUCGAUGGAAACUCGCUAUUCAGAGUUCUGAUCGUGCAUCCUCCACCGAAAGUGGGGAAUUACCUCGUUUGGUACAUCGUAUAGAGGAGCGAUGUUGGUCCUUCCACACAUUGGGUUGGAUGGUACAUGGUCCACCCACACUCUGGAUGAAACAAGAAAUCAGAUUCAUUAUUUAUUCAACUUUUAUUCGAUAUAUUUAAUAUUUUACAAUAUUAUAUAUUUACAAUUCUAUAUUGUUUUGAGGUUAGGAUACGUUUCUUGUUACGGGAACGGAUAAGGAUUAAGACAAAGAACAUUGCAAGAAAAUAGAUAAACGAACAAAGACAUAUCAUUUGAGUAUUAUUUGGAGAGAUCAAUUUGAUUGUUUUUUAAUUGAAUAAUGCAGAGGCUUUUCGCAUCGUCUUUAAAGUUAGUAAUUUUAGAAAAAAUGUGAAAAUUGAGUAAUAUGUUCCAGUGUGGAGGAGUGAAAAAGGACAAAAGAUAACGGAGUAAGAGAAGCAGAGAGUGAAAGGUUGAGCGUGAAAGGGAGAACUAGAUCGGAGAAUGUGUGAGUCGGUGUAAUUAUCGAAAUACAAAUUUUUUUUCUUCUCUCGGGGAAAAUCGUGGUAUCUUGGGAAGAUAUAUGCGCACUAGGAGGACAGAAUUUUCCAUGUAAUAUAUAUACCCUUACGUAACUACGUUGUUUAAUAUUGAUAAGGAUCAAAAAUAAAAGUGAUUAUUCAGAAAGUAA